This is a messenger RNA of Bufo bufo (common toad), 963 nucleotides long. RefSeq names its product olfactory receptor 1019-like. Lineage: Eukaryota; Metazoa; Chordata; Amphibia; Anura; Bufonidae. Gene Ontology annotation, biological process: G protein-coupled receptor signaling pathway. Gene Ontology annotation, cellular component: membrane. The transcript has a single exon. The record is from RefSeq and is a predicted model, not a curated record. Gene Ontology annotation, molecular function: olfactory receptor activity; G protein-coupled receptor activity. Bases 1 to 963 code for a protein of 320 amino acids.
AUGGAACUGUUCAACCAGUCUUCGAGCAGAUUUAUUCUUCUCGGUUUUUCCAAUAUUCCAUACCUGGAGGUCAUUGGUUUCAUUACCUUCUUGGUCAUUUAUUUAAUUACAUUGUUAGCAAACCUUCUAUUGAUCAUUAUGGUGCGGAUUAAUCCGAAGCUCCACACUCCAAUGUAUUUUUUUCUUGUGAAUCUCUCCUUCAUUGACAUUUGCUUCUCUACCACCGUGGUCCCUAAACUCCUAUAUAACACAUUGGCCAAAGAUAGGAGCAUCUCUUUACUAGAAUGUGCUGUCCAGAUGCACUUUCAUUUGGCUUUGGGGUCUACAGAGUGUGUCAUACUUGCAGUCAUGGCCUAUGAUAGAUUUGCUGCCAUCUGCAAACCACUUCACUACAACACUAUUAUGAGUUGGAAGAUAUGCAUCAGUCUGGCUGCUGUGUCAUGGACCUCAUGCUUCAUCAUCUCCAUUUUUCAAGUCACCUACACCUUUCAGAUGUCCUUCUGCCAUACUCACCAUGUCAACCACUUCUUUUGUGAGGUACCACCAUUUUUAAAAAUAUCCUGCAGUGAUACUUGGCUCCAUGAGCUGUUGCUUUGUGUUACAGCAGGCAUAGUAGUUAGUCCAUCCUUUCUCUUGAUUAUGAUUUCAUAUAUUCAUAUUCUGUCCACCAUCUUGAAGAUCAGGUCUUCUUCUGGAAGGUACAAAGCUCUCUCCACAUGUGCCUCCCACAUCAUUGUGGUGACUUUCUUCUAUGGGACCAUUAUGAUUCUGUAUUUUCGCCUACGUUCCCGUUCCUCAUCAGACACAGACAAAUCUAUCUCCAUUCUCUACUCAGCCGUUACACCCAUGCUGAACCCCAUUAUCUACAGUGUCCGAAAUAAAGAUGUCAAAGACACUGUAAGAAAGACUUUAGUUAAAGAGGUUCUCCAAUCAAAAAUCAUGGUAAUAUGGCAGUUAAACUAA